UAAUACGCUGCAGGGGCCGUCUGAAAAUGCGGAAGUGGAGUUUUUAAGCUUAAAAAACAUAGCGCGUUGCUCGUUGUUAGCUCGUUUUUUUAAUCGUUAACUGAUUUAGAUAAAAGGUUUAAAGUUAAAAAUGUGUAAUGGCUGUGUACAUAAAGAGUAUCCGGACCGGGGGAACACCUGUCUGGAGAAUGGUUCCUACCUGAUGAACUACCUGUGCUGUGCCAGCUGCCAUCAGAGGGACUUUGUACUGAUCAGUAACAAAGCCACAGCGGACGAGGACGGAGAGGAGAUCAUCACAUACGACCAUGUUUGUAAAAACUGUGACCACGUCAUCGCCAGACAUGAAUAUACAUUCUCUGUUGUCGAUGAAUAUCAGGAGUACACGAUGCUCUGUAUGCUGUGUGGAAAGGCAGAGGAUUCCAUCAGUGUGUUACCGGAUGACCCCAGACAGUCUGCUCUUUUUUAAGCCUUGAAUGACACCAAACCUGCAGGUCAUCGCUCGCAUUUUACUUCAACUAACACCAACGGUGACGUGCUGUUGGCUCCUCACCUCAGGUCCCAACCAUUUGUAUGGUCCAUUCACAAUUUAAGCACAUAUCCUGCAUUACUGGUAUAGCAGUUGGGCAGAAAAUAUGGCUCAAAUUACUUGUACUCUGUAUGUUACUGACUGAAUUGUAAAUAAAAAUGUUAUCUUGCCUCUUGGA
Messenger RNA from Solea solea (common sole), 704 nucleotides. It is a transcript of the gene churc1, whose product is annotated as churchill domain containing 1. Lineage: Eukaryota; Metazoa; Chordata; Actinopteri; Pleuronectiformes; Soleidae. Gene Ontology annotation, molecular function: zinc ion binding. Gene Ontology annotation, biological process: multicellular organism development; fibroblast growth factor receptor signaling pathway; positive regulation of DNA-templated transcription. The record is from RefSeq and is a predicted model, not a curated record. Bases 131 to 466 code for a protein of 111 amino acids. The transcript has 4 exons.